Messenger RNA from Labeo rohita (rohu), 3638 nucleotides. RefSeq lists its product as uncharacterized. The transcript has 2 exons. Gene Ontology annotation, molecular function: DNA-binding transcription factor activity, RNA polymerase II-specific; RNA polymerase II transcription regulatory region sequence-specific DNA binding. The record is from RefSeq and is a predicted model, not a curated record. NCBI's taxonomy places the organism in Eukaryota, Metazoa, Chordata, Actinopteri, Cypriniformes, Cyprinidae. The coding region runs from base 112 to 1566 and encodes 484 amino acids. Gene Ontology annotation, biological process: regulation of transcription by RNA polymerase II. Gene Ontology annotation, cellular component: nucleus.
UUUAGUAGAAACGCGUGGGAGUUGAAGUGAAAGUACGUGUGCGUCUGACCUCACAAUUUUGCGCGUUUUGCGUUUAUGAACCGAGAAACACCUGCUGUAAUGUGCACAUAGAUGGAAGACAAAUCCAUUUUGUGUGAUACAAAGUCCUCGAACGGGAAUAUGGAUUCUAUACAAUGCUGGAAUGGAGCAAAAGGUGACCAGAUCUCCACUAGGGCUAGACCCAUGGCUGACACCUUAUCCAGACUGGCUCAGUUGAUCACUUGCAUCGAGUACAAACCAAAACCACAGUCGUCUUCCUCCAUCUGCAAAGACUGCGGCCUCAAAUUCUCUGACUUGAGCAGUCUUGCACGUCACCAGGAAAGAGAGCACACCCUGCAAAAGCUCCAUUGCUGUCAACGCUGUGGCCAAAAAUUUUCUUUGCUCUCUAGUUUGCAGCUACACAAAUGCUCUCAAGCCUCAACUAUGUGCCAGACUGUGCCAGAAUCUUCUGAAGAUCCCUUCUAUCACGACAGUAGUCCCUAUGCAUGUGCCCCAUGUGGACAAGCCUUCAGCCACAAACAAGAGCUGCUGCACCACCAGCAAGCCGGAGGCUGUCAGCCCGCCAAGACCCUCAAACCACCUUCAUACUCAAAUCCAAACGCCAGCGCGUCUCUUACCAAAUGCACUUUGUGUCCCAAAACGUUCCGUUCUUCUGCUGCACUCGCUUGCCACAUGCGGUUUUCUUAUGCUCACAUGAAAACCAGCACGGAGAAGAAAAGAGUUGUCAUUGUAAGUACAAUGAAGAAGAAGAAGAAGAAAGUUCUCAUCUCAAGUACGUCGUUUCAAUGCCGUUCUUGUGACAAAUCAUUUUCUAAGACAUCGCUGCUCCAUCAGCACAGGAAAGAGGAACACCGGCGGGAGGUAAAGGUGAGGAAGCUGCAGAGAACCUCUUUGAAGACCAACAGGCAGAGGCGGAAAGGUGAAACCUAUCCAUGUCUGCACUGCGGAAAAGAGUUCCUGCAUCAUCUGACGCGUUGGGCGCAUUUUAAACACUACAGCUCUCACCAUCAGACCCACCUUAAACUCAGUGGCAAAUCAUCCAGCGCUGAUACAGCUGGGUUUCACCCAAAGGCAGCUAAGGAACUCAUACCUUCUCAAGAAAAUAGACCAAAGAGAGGUAGACCUAGGAUCAAAAAUCGACCUGCAUUGGUGGAAACCAAGCAAGAGGAAACAGAUAACCUGGAUGACAGCGAUGAAGAUGAAGAUGAAAAUGGCGAGUAUCCUUGCACCUCAUGCGACCAGGUCUUUAGCUCCAAAGCUAAGCUGCAUGUCCAUGAGAAAGUCCAUGAGGAAGUCCCUAAGGAAGAUAAGGAAGUUCCUGAAGAACAACAUCAACCUGCUGACACAUGCAGGUGUUGUAGUGUGUGUGAAGGUGGGAUUCCCCUCACUGAAGUUCCAGAAGGUUGUAAAAAGAAAGUCUAUCACUGUGUGCCUUGUGCUGAAGCCUUCACAGCUCUGGAUGCUUUUCUAGAGCACUGCCAGAAACAUCUAAUACGUGAAAAUGAAGAUGAAUUCAGUGAUGAUUAAAAGAGCGUCCAUUUAAGGAAUAGUUCACCCCAGAAUGAAAAUGUUGUUAUUUACUCACCCUCAUGCCAUUCCAAACCUGUAUAAGCUUCUAAUGUUAAACACAAAAGAAGAUACUCUGAAGAACCAAACAGUUGUUGGUCCCCAGUGACUUGCUGAAAUACUGUGGAAGUCAAUCACUGUUUAAUUACCAGCAUUCUUCAGAAUAUCUUCUCUUAUGUUCAACAUAAGUAAGAAACUCAUGCAGGUUUGAAAUGACAUGAGUGUCAGUAAAUGAUGACAAAAAUUCCAGUUUUGGGUGAACUGUUACUUUAAGGAAUAGUUCACUUAUAAAAUGCACAUUUUCUCACCAUCAUAUCAUUCUAAACCUGUUUGCUGUUUUUUUUUUCUUUUUUUUUAAAGAGCCAUUGUAUAUUCAGACAGAAAGCACCAUAAAAGUGCUUCAAAAAAGUGUAUUAUUUUUUACAUUUUAUGCAUAUAGGUUUUUCUGACAUGAAAGUGAAUAAAUAAUUAUGGAAUUCUCAUUUUUUGAUAAGCUAUUCCUUUAAAAAUUAAAUGUCUGUCAUUAUUUACUCAUCCUAAUGUCAUGGAACACAAAAGAAGAUAUUUUGAAAAAUGCUGAUAACCAAAACGUUUUGGGUCCCAUUGACUUCCAUUGUGUUUUUGCCCAUAUAAUGAAAUCAUUUUCAACUAAAACUGUUUAGUUCCAAACCUGAUUGAGUUUCUUUCUUAUGCUGAACAUAAGAUAUUUUGAAGAAUCCUGGUAAUCAAACAGUUGAUUUUUCCCAUUGACUUCCAUAGUAUUACUUUCCCUACAAUGAAAGUCAGUGGUGGCCUGUUUGGUUCUUCAGAACAUCUUCUUUGUGUUCCACAUAAGAAAGAAACUCAUACAGGUUUGGAACGACAUGAGAGUGAGUAAAUGAUGACAGGAUUUAAAUUUUUGGGUGAACUGUCCCUUUAAGGGCAGGGAGAUCGUUCUGUAGAUGUUUCAGGCUAUCAGGAAUUACAUUGAUCAGGCAUUUUUUAUUUUGGUAAACUGUCUAAGUAUGAUCAUUUUUUUUUACAAGUUUUGAUUUCUGUGAUUAAUGAGGUAUAAUGUUGAACACAGGAUAACUCACUGAGCCAAACUGCUAGACAAAUAAUGUACGGGUACUUAAGUAAAACCACUUCAACUCACAGCAUAGUUCUGCUUCAGGAUGAAUGUUCUCCAUACCUCUACACCGACCUGGAAGUCAUAUCCAUUAUGUUACUGUGAGAAUAUUGUUUUUUUUGUUUUUUUUUUUUGACAUGUACACAUAUAACACUUCUGUUUUCUAGAUGACCAGUGCCUUGCUGAAACACAAAAUCUGCUAAAUGUAUGCUGCUUUUUGUUGUCUGUAUCUGCUAGAUUUGGCUACUGAAGUGUUUCAGCUUGUUUUAUUAUAUAGCAUUUUACUUGCAUAGUGAAAUUUCUGUUUAUAUUUCAUAAAGUAAGCUUUAUACUUAUAAAGUUGUAGAAGCCUACAGAUAGUAGCAUGCUUUAUAUACAAGAUAUUUUAUGCUUCACCAGACCAAAUAUUGCAAGUAGAUGUGUUACAAGAUAUAUACUGGAUGAAUAAACUAUGUGCAGUUAUGAGACCUCAGAUUAGGUGAUUCAGAGAACAGAACAAGUCCAUCAUAUUGUUAAAUUUGUAUAUCAGGGGUUCUUAACCUUUAUUAAUCUUCAUGAUGUUUUAUGUAACACUGCUAAUAUUUUCUCUUUUUAACACCAAAUAGGCUGCAGUGAUUUUCCAGCUGUGUUUUCUUUGCACUGACCUUUUUUUUUUGUCUUUGAACACUGUAAUAUUCACUUUAUGACUCGCAUUGUAAAUGAUAAGUGCAGAUAUAACUAUAUUUUCCCCCAAAAUCUUUUUUUAAGAAUAUAGACUGGAGGCAUUUUAAGUUUAGUUCUCUCUCUUUAGUUGUGGCUACCUCCAGAAUGUCCUGCUUUGUUCCAAGAUGUGAUGAUUUAUCUUUUUAUCCUUUGAAUAAUGUUUGUCAGAAAAUUUACCUCAUGUUUUGCAUUACGUUGACAUUGUUUUGGAAUAAAUUGUUUA